AUGACGACGGACAACAGCACAACAGCUGAGGAUGCUUCCUCUGGCUACAUUCUUUACCACUAUGAUCCGUCUAUGGCAGCGGCUGUUGUCUUUGUCCUUGUGUUCGGAGCUUCUGCUGUGCUGCACAUCUACCAACUAUCCCGAACGCGGACAUGGUACUUCGUUCCAUUCGUUGUCGGAUGUCUAUUUGAAGCAGUUGGAUACGUCGGACGAGCCAUGUCAGCAUCAGAAGCCCCCGAUUGGACGUUGAAACCUUACAUUAUCCAAUCGAUUCUCAUCUUGCUUGGACCAGCGCUAUAUGCUGCGUCAGUUUACAUGAUACUUGGACGAUUGAUUCUCCUCCUUGAAGCAGGGGAGUACUCUUUGAUCAGGCCAAACCGGCUGACCAAGGUAUUCGUACUGGGCGACGUUUUGUCAUUCUUCGCCCAGGGUGGUGGUGGUGGAAUGCUUGCAACAGCAAAAAGUCCCAGCUCUGUUAAAACAGGUGAAAACAUCAUUGUUGCUGGCCUAUGCAUUCAAAUCCUCUUCUUCGGAUUUUUUAUGAUUGUUACCAUGGUCUUCCACUUCCGCCACUUCCGCCAUCCAACUCCACAUUCCUACAACAUCCAAACACCAUGGACUAAGCUUCUUUGGGUGUUAUAUGCCAGCAGCUUAUUAAUCAUGGUGCGGUCUCUGUUCCGGGUUGCUGAGUACAUUGAGGGUACUGAGGGGAAGCUGCAGUCGAAGGAAAUGUACAUCUACUUGCUUGAUGCGUUACUGAUGGGCAUUGUGUCGGUGCUGUUUAACUGGUUCCACCCAAGCCGCGUCAUAACCAAGCGGGCCAGUGGUUUAAGUACGGUAAAGAGCACAGAAAUACUUGACGGCGGAUACCUGAUGGAAAGAAGGUAG
Messenger RNA from Colletotrichum destructivum, 888 nucleotides. Its product is annotated as Putative RTA-like protein. Lineage: Eukaryota; Fungi; Ascomycota; Sordariomycetes; Glomerellales; Glomerellaceae. The transcript has 3 exons. Gene Ontology annotation, cellular component: membrane. The coding region runs from base 1 to 888 and encodes 295 amino acids. The record is from RefSeq and is a predicted model, not a curated record.